AAACGAGUGGUGUAAGGUGCUGUGCCUUUAAGGGCAGUGUGUUUGUUUAGAACCUCCUCCUCUCUCCCUCUCUGUAGCUGCAAUGUGCUGUUAGUUAGCAGGCAGGCUGAGGAGCAGCAUGUGCAGUGCUAUAUACACAAGCUGGUUAUGCAGAGGAUACAAUAAACUUCAUACAAAAUACCUGCCUGCUGCUUCACUGCCAUUUACUGCAUGAGCUAAACCUAAGGAUAUCAGUGUUAUAGUAACAACAGGAGGAAAAGACAGAUACAGAAAUUCAUCCACUGAAGGAUUUGCUCUUUCUUGCUACUGAAGGCAAAAUCCCGUUCAACUCAGUGCCCUUUGCCUGGAAUAUACAAGCUUGAUCACAGAGGACACAAGUUGCUUUUUUUUUCUAUUAUAUAUAUUUUCUUUUUGUCAAUUUUAGAAGUGUGUGCACUAAACAUGCGUUUUGGGUGAGCAAGUACUGUGUUGUGUUCCUCCAGAUUUGCAAACUUGCAAAUUAAAAACAAAGAUCAGAGCAAGACUGGCUGCUCAGAAAACAAUCACUCGCUGCUCUCUUUCUCUGUGUGUGUUUUGGGGAAUUCUUACCGAAUGUUAGCUGGGUUUGUGAAGAAGAAGAUGUGCGGAAUUGGGUUCUGGAAGCUUUCAAUUUCUGUGGGGUUAGUGUUGGUUAUACUGAGCGAGGUAGCACCUCAACCCUGCCCAGCUCAGUGCUCCUGCACAGGCACCACGGUGGACUGUCAUGGGUUGGCUCUUCGUAGUGUGCCGCGGAACAUCCCCAGGAACACGGAGCGAUUAGACCUGAAUGGGAAUAAUCUCACAAGAAUCACCAAAACUGAUUUUGCUGGUUUAAGACAUAUUCGUGUAUUGCAGCUUAUGGAAAACAAAAUUAGCACAAUUGAACGGGGAGCAUUUCAAGAUAUGAAGGAACUGGAAAGAUUACGGCUAAACAGAAACAAUCUUCAAGUCUUUCCUGAGUUGCUUUUUCUGGGAACUCCAAAACUUUACAGACUUGAUCUCAGCGAGAACCAGAUCCAGGCAAUCCCAAGAAAGGCAUUUCGGGGAGCGGUAGAUAUUAAAAAUUUGCAGCUGGAUUAUAACCAGAUAAGCUGUAUUGAAGAUGGAGCGUUCAGAGCUCUGCGCGACCUGGAAGUGCUCACUCUCAACAAUAACAACAUCACUCGGCUUUCGGUGGCGAGCUUUAACCACAUGCCUAAACUUAGAACUUUCCGACUUCACUCCAACAAUUUAUAUUGCGAUUGCCACCUUGCAUGGUUAUCGGACUGGCUGCGACAGAGGCCCCGCGUUGGCCUUUAUACUCAAUGCAUGGGACCAACUCACUUGAGAGGGCAUAAUGUGGCAGAGGUUCAGAAAAGGGAAUUCAUCUGCAAUGGCCAGCAGUCAUACGUGGCUUCCUCAUGCAGUGUUUUGCAUUGCCCAGCUGCGUGUACAUGUAGCAAUAAUAUUGUAGAUUGCCGUGGAAAAGGAUUGACCGAAAUUCCAACCAACCUUCCAGAGACAAUAACAGAAAUGAGAUUAGAGCAAAACUCAAUCAAGAUCAUACCACCAGGGGCAUUUUCACCAUAUAAAAAACUAAGAAGAAUUGAUUUAAGCAACAACCAGAUAUCUGAAAUAGCCCCAGAUGCUUUUCAAGGAUUACGAUCCCUCAACUCCCUUGUUCUGUAUGGAAAUAAAAUUACAGAGCUUCCCAAAAACUUGUUUGAAGGACUUUUUGCAUUACAACUUCUAUUACUCAAUGCCAACAAGAUAAAUUGUUUGCGGGUAGAUGCUUUCCAAGAUUUACAAAACCUGAACCUUCUUUCUUUAUAUGACAACAAACUUCAGACCAUUGCCAAAGGCACAUUUUCGCCACUCCGUGCUAUUCAGACUUUGCAUCUGGCUCAGAACCCGUUUAUCUGUGACUGCCAUCUGAAGUGGCUGGCGGAUUAUCUUCAUACAAACCCUAUUGAGACAAGUGGUGCCCGUUGUACCAGCCCCCGCAGACUGGCAAACAAAAGGAUCGGGCAGAUCAAAAGCAAGAAAUUCCGCUGCUCAGGCACAGAAGAUUACAGAUCCAAGCUGAGUGGAGAUUGUUUUGCCGACCUGGCUUGCCCUGAGAAAUGCCGCUGUGAAGGAACAACAGUGGACUGCUCCAAUCAAAAACUUUCCAAAAUCCCUGAUCACAUUCCCCAGUACACUGCCGAGUUGCGUCUGAAUAACAAUGAAUUUACGGUCUUGGAAGCAACAGGGAUCUUCAAGAAACUUCCUCAACUACGAAAAAUAAAUCUGAGCAAUAACAAGAUUACAGAUAUUGAAGAAGGGGCAUUCGAAGGAGCCGGUGGUGUGAACGAGUUGCUAUUGACCAGUAACCGGUUGGAAAAUGUUCGCCACAAGAUAUUUAAGGGCCUGGAGGGACUAAAAACAUUGAUGCUUAGGAGCAAUCGCAUUAGCUGUGUCAGUAACGACAGCUUUACCGGACUGAGCUCAGUCCGCUUGCUCUCUCUCUAUGACAAUCAGAUCACUACAGUCGCUCCUGGUGCUUUUGAUACAUUACAUUCUCUGUCUACAUUGAAUCUGUUAGCAAAUCCUUUCAAUUGCAACUGCCAUCUAGCUUGGUUGGGAGACUGGCUUAGGAAGAAACGAAUUGUAACUGGUAAUCCACGGUGUCAAAAACCGUUCUUCUUAAAGGAAAUUCCCAUACAGGAUGUUGCAAUUCAAGACUUCACCUGUGAUGAUGGAAAUGAUGAUAACAGCUGUUCGCCACUGUCGCGCUGUCCGGCAGAGUGUACCUGUUUAGAUACCGUAGUCCGCUGCAGUAACAAAGGCCUGAAGACCCUACCUAAAGGCAUCCCCAAAGAGGUUACAGAACUAUACUUGGACGGAAAUCAAUUUCCUCUUGUUCCCAAGGAGCUGUCUAAUUACAAGCACUUAACACUUAUAGACCUGAGCAACAAUCGAAUCAGCACUUUAUCUAACCAGAGCUUCAGCAACAUGACACAGCUGCUUACACUGAUUCUUAGUUACAAUCGUCUCAGAUGUAUUCCACUCAAGGCAUUUGAUGGUUUAAAGUCUCUUCGACUCUUAUCUUUGCAUGGUAACAACAUUUCUGCCAUACCUGAAGGAGCAUUCAGCGACCUUACAGCUUUGUCACAUCUUGCAAUCGGAGCAAAUCCUCUAUAUUGUGACUGUAAUCUACAGUGGCUUUCAGAUUGGGUAAAGUCUGAAUAUAAAGAACCUGGUAUUGCCAGAUGUACUGGACCAGGAGAAAUGGCAGAUAAACUUCUCCUCACAACCCCGUCAAAAAAAUUUACUUGUCAUGGACCAGUUGACAUUAAUAUUCUUGCCAAAUGUAAUCCAUGCCUAUCCAAUCCAUGCAAAAAUGAUGGUACCUGCAACAAUGAUCCUGUCGACUUCUACAGGUGUACAUGCCCAUACGGGUUCAAGGGACAAGAUUGUAAUAUCCCAAUACAUGCUUGCAUUAGUAACCCGUGCAACAAUGGGGGAACCUGCCACUUAAAGGAAGGAGAGAAAGAUGGCUUUUGGUGUACUUGCGCAGACGGAUUUGAAGGCGAAAACUGUGAGGUUAACAUAGACGACUGCGAAGAUAAUGAUUGUGAGAAUAAUUCAACUUGCGUUGAUGGCAUCAACAAUUACACAUGCCUUUGCCCAGUGGAAUACACAGGUGAGCUUUGUGAAGAGAAAUUGGACUUAUGUGCUCAGGAAGUGAACCCAUGUCAGCAUGACUCAAAAUGCAUUCUGACUUCUAAGGGAUAUAAAUGCGAUUGUACUCCUGGUUUUGCUGGAGAACACUGUGACAUAGAUUACGAUGACUGCCAAGAAAAUAAAUGUAGAAAUGGAGGGAAAUGCAUUGAUGCAGUUAAUGGUUACACAUGCAUCUGCCCUGAUGGCUACAGUGGCCUGUUCUGUGAAUCUUCACCUCCUAUAGUGUUUCCUCGCACAAGUCCGUGUGACAAUUUUGAGUGUCAAAAUGGAGCUCAGUGUAUUGUGAAAGGAAAUGAGCCAUCUUGCCAGUGUGUGUCUGGUUACCAGGGAAACAAAUGUGAAAAGCUUGUUAGUGUAAAUUUUGUGAAUAAGGAUUCAUACUUGCAAAUUCCAUCAACUAAAGGCCGUACUCAAACCAACAUCACCCUACAGGUUGCCACUGAUGAAGAGAGUGGAAUUUUGCUGUAUAAAGGUGACAAGGACCAUGUGGCAGUAGAAUUAUACCGUGGAAGAGUACGAGUUAGUUAUGACACUGGAGUUUACCCAUCUUCUGCCAUUUACAGUGUUGAGACAAUAAAUGACGGAAAUUUUCAUAUUGUGGAAUUAAUCAAUUUGGAUCAAACAUUAUCUUUAAUUGUUGAUGGAGGAAGCCCAAAAACCAUCACAAACUUAUUGAAGCAAUCUACACUAAACUUUGACUCUCCACUUUAUAUAGGAGGCAUGCCCAUAAAAAAUAAUGUUGCUGUUCUUCGACAAUCUCCCGGACAAAAUGGAACUAACUUCCAAGGUUGCAUUCGCAAUCUGUUCAUCAACAAUGAAUUGCAGGACUUUAAAAAGCUAAAUCUACAAGUGGGAAUUCUCCCUGGCUGUGAGCCUUGUCAUAAAAAGGUCUGCGUACACGGUACCUGCCAGAGUACAAGCCAGUCUGGCUUUACCUGCGAAUGUGACGGAGGAUGGACAGGACAGCUUUGUGACCAGCAAUCCAAUGACCCUUGCUUGGGAAACAAGUGUAUCCAUGGAACCUGCCUUCCAAUCAAUGCCUUCUCAUAUAGCUGUAAAUGUCUACAUGGCUUUGGGGGAGUCCUGUGUGAUGAAAGUGAAGACCAACACAACCCUUGUCUGUCUAUUAAGUGCAAACAUGGGAAAUGCAGACUUUCUGGUCUAGGAAAACCAUAUUGUGAAUGCAACAGUGGGUACACUGGAGAUAGCUGUGAUAAAGAAAUCUCUUGUCGAGGGGAACGGGUCAGAGAUUACUACCAAAAGCAGCAAGGUUAUGCAGCUUGCCAGACGACCGAGAAGGUAUCGAGAUUAGAAUGCAAAGGAGCAUGCUCAAAUGGGCAUUGCUGUGGACCACUGAGAAGCAAGAGACGGAAAUACGCUUUUGAAUGCACAGAUGGCUCCUCAUUUGUGGACGAGGUUGAAAAAGUCAUAAAGUGUGGCUGUACAAAGUGCCCCUCCUAAAUAUGUAGCUGUCACACAUCCUUUGAAAAUGUUUGUAUACUGUGUUGGACUAAUUAAAACUUCAUAGUGGAAAUAUUUGAAUUAUAUUGUAAUAUACAGAAACAAACUUAUUUUUAUUAUAAUAAAAAGACAUUUUUUUUCUUGCAAAAAAAAAAAAAUCAGCGCUAAGACUUUAACUUCUUGUAAACAAGAGGAGCUGUUAAUGGAACACAGACACAUUUUUGGAGAAAAUACCUUGAGGGGGGAACUUAAAUGCUGUUGGCUGGAAUUUUUUUUUUACAAAUUUUAAGCUAAUACCAAUAUUGUCUGCAUUUUGUGAUAAAUUGCUGGCACAAUCUGGAAAACAAUGUUCAAGAAACUCUAAUUGGCUUUUACAUAUCAACAUUUUUUUCAAAUCGGAAUUGGUGUACUGGAGUACUCCUUUGUCAAAGGAACUUUUAGGUGACAAGGGAUCAAGAAGAUUUGUAAAAGGAGCAUGUCUGGAUUAAACAAGCUACAUUAUUUUGUACACUGUGCAUAUUUUACCAACUCCAGAAAAAGAUCAACGGCUGGGACUGAAAAUCUGACUCAAUUAGCUUUCUGGUCGUGAAUAUCUUUGUCUCAAGAUAGCACAAGAAACUUACCGAAAAGUUCAGCUCCCCCCCUUUUCCAGUAUUAUUUUUUUUUUAAAUAAAUAUUAACUGGGCCAACUAAUAGAUAGUUUAAUUAGAAUAAUUAUGUUCAUAAAUGUUAUUUACAGUAUUCAGGUUGAAUGAGAAGUAUUUAUUGUAUCAAAGUACAUCAUUCUUAAAAUUUUUAGACCCUCUCUUUUAAUUUUUUUUUUCAAUGCUUUAAUAUAUAUUAAUUUAUAUUUUCCAGGUAUUUUCUAUUAUGGUAAACAAUAAAAUUAGAAGUCAGGGUUUUUUUUGUUUUUUGUUUUUUUUUGUAAGAGGACUAACCGCAAAAUUAUCUUGGGUGUAUAUGUUUCGUCUGAUUAUCACUCACUAAUAACUAAUAUAGUUGUCUAACUGGCAGUGCGUUAAGUGAAACAGAUGUUCAGGACACAUCCCGAGAGCGUAAAUAUGUACACUACAAAAUGUCUUUUUGACUAGGUAUAAAUUGUAUAGAAGUGAUUUCCCUACAUAUAAUAUAAAUAUAUAUUUACUUAAAAAUAAAAUUGUGUUUAGAAAAGAAAUGACACUAGUCUUUAGAAAUUUGAUAAAUUAAUACUCCCCCCGAUUAUUUUUUUUUUUUUUUACCUUGCUUUUAGAGAAUAUACUGUCAAAAACUGUGAUGUAUUCCCAUAAUAAAACUACUUUAGUACCAUGUGGUCCUUAUGUUACUAUGUGCUGCUAAACUACGGUAUAUAAUUGGUAAUUAUUUGUAGUGGGCUCUGUUUCUCCCAUUUGUAAAAAAAAAAGAAAAACAAAUGUUAAAAAGAAUUAUUAAACCCAGGGCACUCUGUACAAAUACAGAUUUUAUGUUCGACAUGUUCUUUUUUUUAUUUAAAAAAAAUAAUUAGUUGUUCAUGUACAAUGCAGUGUGACUUGUUUAUUUUUAACUUUUUUUUUUUGGACUGAUAUCAGUAAUUUUACUGAUGUUUGUAAAUUAAACAGGUAUUACGUCAACCAUA
Messenger RNA from Bombina bombina (fire-bellied toad), 6796 nucleotides. RefSeq names its product slit guidance ligand 2 (gene SLIT2). The coding region runs from base 592 to 5184 and encodes 1530 amino acids. The record is from RefSeq and is a predicted model, not a curated record. Gene Ontology annotation, biological process: retinal ganglion cell axon guidance; negative regulation of cell growth; negative chemotaxis. Lineage: Eukaryota; Metazoa; Chordata; Amphibia; Anura; Bombinatoridae. The transcript has 36 exons. Gene Ontology annotation, molecular function: calcium ion binding; Roundabout binding; heparin binding.